Messenger RNA from Neoarius graeffei (lesser salmon catfish), 2513 nucleotides. RefSeq names its product DAB adaptor protein 1a (gene dab1a). The transcript is spliced from 15 exons. Lineage: Eukaryota; Metazoa; Chordata; Actinopteri; Siluriformes; Ariidae. The record is from RefSeq and is a predicted model, not a curated record. Gene Ontology annotation, biological process: ventral spinal cord development; lateral motor column neuron migration. The coding region runs from base 17 to 1807 and encodes 596 amino acids.
GGAAUAACCACUUAAUAUGUCAACAGAGGCCGAGCUCCAGCCUGCUGCCAGACCCAGCGUCAAAAAAGAUUCCAAGAGGAGAGGGCAGGACCGCACUGAGGCAGCUCUCAUAAAGCGCUUUAAAGGGGAUGGUGUCCGCUACAAGGCUAAGCUCAUCGGCAUUGAUGAGGUCACAGCCGCAAGAGGAGACAAGCUCUGUCAGGACUCAAUGAUCAAGCUAAAGGGGAUCGCAGCCUCAGCACGCUCGAAAGGAGAACACAAGCAGAAAGUUUUCCUUACAGUCUCCUUCGGCGGGAUCAAGAUCUUCGAUGAAAAGUCAGGGGUUCUUCAGCACCACCAUGCAGUUCAUGAGAUUUCCUACAUUGCCAAGGAUAUCACAGACCACCGGGCCUUUGGCUAUGUAUGCGGGAAAGAAGGCAACCACCGAUUUGUAGCCAUUAAAACGGCUCAGUCUGCUGAGCCAGUGAUCCUCGACCUUCGUGACCUUUUCCAGCUGAUCUAUGAGAUCAAGCAGAGAGAAGAGAUUGAGAAAAAGGCUCAGAAAGACAAGCAGUGUGAACAAGCAGUUUACCAGACCAUUCUGGAAGAAGAUGUGGAGGAUCCGGUGUACCAGUACAUUGUGUUUGAGGCGGGACACGAGUCCAUCCGUGACCAAUCAGAGGAGAGCAUUUAUCAGGUCCCUACCAGCCAACAAAAGGAGGGAGUGUAUGACGUCCCAAAGCGACAUCCAAAUGAACAUAAUGGCCAGACCAAACUGCUGGAUCUAGAUGCUGAACUUGAGCUGUUCCCUCAGAAUAUCCACCAAUUAGAGCUUUUUGGAGACAUGUCUACUCCACCUGAUAUCACCUCUCCCUCAACACCCGCCUCUCCAGCUACCGCUCUAGACCCAACGCUGCUCCACCAGCCUCCCUCAGAACUGUUUGCUGCAUUCAACCCUGCCUCUGUGCCCUCAGGUUAUGUGACGAUGGGAGCAGUGCCCCCGGGCUGGGCACAGCAGCAGUUUGCAGCCCAGACACCGCUGGCAUUCGGCGUUCAGUCACCAGUUCCCAUGGCUCAGGUGUUACCUGGUGGGCAGCCACUAAUAUGGGGCCAAGCCAACCUCUUCCCUGCUACGCAGCAGCAGUGGGCAGCUAUGGCCGGAGCCCACUUCUCACCCGCUGCCUUUGUUCCUGCACAGGCUAUGGGACCACUCCCAGCUGCUAUGUUCCAGGCCCUGGCACCCAUGCCCAUGGCAGCAGCUUGCCCCACAGCAGGUCCUUCCCCAGGCACGCCAACCGCAGGCACCUCCACUUCCACGGCCUCUAGCCCGCAACAUGGUGAGCGCUCAAUGUCUGGACAGCCCAAGAUGAGCAAGGAGAUGUUCAAGGACUUCCAGAUGGCCAAGCCACCCCCCGCGGGUACACGUAAGAGUGAGCAGCCCAGUCUGACAUGUACCACAGACGCUUUUACCAGCUACUUCAGCCGGGUGGGACUGGUACAGGACAACGACGACUGUGAUGACUUUGACAUCUCCCAAAUGAACCUGACACCAGUCACCUCCACCACACCCUCCACCAACUCACCGCCCACACCAGCCCCUCACCAGAGCUCCCCAUCAAAGGCAUCAUCGCAGGCCAGUGACCCGCCCACUGAUGACUCAUUCGGGGAAGCGGAGGGCAGCCCUAGCCGCAGUGGCGAGGAGGACACUGCUGGAGAUGCACAGUCUCCGAGUGUGAGUGAGCCUCAAGCAGAGCCUGGUGGCUCUGAGCCAGACAGUCCUCAGGGGAAGGACCCUCUCUAUGCCAAGAUCUGCAAAGGAAAGAAGUGAAGGAUCAUGGGAAGACUGCACAUAACUGAACAGUGCUCAGGAGGGAGCAAGAGACCAAACCCUUAGGGCUGGUGUGUGUGUGUGUGUGUGUGUGUGUGUGUGUGUGUGUGUGUGUGUGUGUGUGUGUGUGUGUGUGUGCGCGUGUGUGUCUGUCUCCCCGGUUGCAUGAGAGUGGAUGGUAUUCAGAGCUCACCUGUGAUGGAUCACUCCAGCCUUCUUGGCCUUCAGUCCCCCUCUGGAUCUCACUCUGUCUGGAGAACUGCAGACUGGACGCUCCGCUCUUCUUUUUGUCCCUCCAUCGAGCUCUUUGUUUCUGUCACACAGUGUUUCCUCCACUCAUAAACUGAAAGUGGAAUAUUAAACACAGAUUAUGAUAAUGUUCACACACUGUCUUUUUGCUCACUCUGUGUCAUUCUUUCGCUCUCUCUUUCUGUCUUACUCUUAUGCCCUCUAGCCAAUGUAGUAUGAGUGCAAACAUUGAGAGGUGCCUCAUUCCAUUGUACACACCUCUCUCUCUCUCUCUCUCUCUCUCAAGUGAGAGUUCAAGAAAUCACUGCUUCAUAAUCCUGCCUAAUCCCAGUCUCUGCACUGUCAUCUCUCUGCGUAGUCAAGGCCAAAGCAAUCGACUACAGAGUAAUCUAUUUGAUCCAUCCGUAGGAUUAUGUGAUUCAUCUAUUUGGGUUUGUUUGGUUUCGCUCCCCGAUCU